AGGCGGCCGGCCAGCUGGAGGCCCUGCUGGAGCAGUGCCGCAGCGAGCAGGCUCUGCAGGCCCUCGCCCUGCUGACGGGCGACGCCUGGGAGCUUACGCUGCGCGCCAGGACCACGCUGCUGACGGGGACGGUCAGGAACGACGCCGCCGACCCCGUCGUCAAGGCGCUGUGGGUCGCGCUGGCGGCCAGGGGCGCCCUCGUCGCGCUGACGGCGCCGGCCCCCGCACCACCCGCCGCCGCCGCCGUCACCGGAGCAGCCCGGGCCAACCCCGACGAGCUCGACGCCCACGAGGCCAGCGCCAGUGGGCCCGACGACAAGCUGCUGGAGAAGCGGGAUGCCCUGCUAGCCGCGAGAGGGGUGAGACGCCUGGUCAAGGUGGUGUGCUCCCGGGACCCCGCCUGGACGCUGAUGCUGCUGGAGCGGGCGGGGCCCUCCGUCGAGGAGCUCGGCAUGACGUUCCCCCUUGAGGAGCACCUGCGCGCGGCGCACGCCAUGCCGCAGCUGCGGAAGCUCUUCAUCUGGGGCGACUUCAUGAAGAUCGAGGCGCAGCCCCCCGUGCUGCCCCCGCUGCCGCCCGCCCACGGCCUGCGCUGGCUGAAGGCGUGGUCCCUCCCCCGGCCGACCCUGCAGUCGCUGCUCCAGGCGCACGCCCACUCCCUGGAGGAGCUGCACCUCAUGGUGGGCCCCGCCGCCCCCGCCGACAGGCCGCAGCUCGCGGCGCGGAUCUGGCCCGUCGUGUGCUCGGACCUCGACACCCUGCUGGGCUGGUGCGGCCUGCGCGCGCUGCGGAGGCUCGUCCUGCGCAGGAAGGGCUACUGGCACACCACGGCCGACUGCCUCCUGCAGCGCCAGGCUGUCAGGAGCGCACUGCCCGGCGUCGAGGUGCUCUGCUGCGACUGCGGCGAUGCGUGCGGCGAGGGAAACGGCCUGUUCAGUCUGUCUCCCAUUUAAAGGCGAUUCAAUUGUCUGAUUUUUGAUUUUCUAGCAUCUAUGCCUUUAUUCAAACGAUAGAAGCUUUACUAAAAUUAUUGCCUCAUUGUCCUGUAAAAGUGCGUCAACAACAAAGAUACGUAAGUUAUAGUACGUAUCCCUGUCUUAUGCUUCUGUUACUCAAUGACCCGGUACACAUUCUAAAAAAUGUCCACCUUUCUCUUUCACUUAUUUGUGAUAAGUGUUGUACUUUAUGUAUGCGUUCAAUACUCAAUUUGUAUUUCUACUUUCUGCGCUGUCUGUUGCUCGUGAUUUGUUUUAACGCUGCCUAUUGUACGUCUAUUAAAACAAGCGCUUUGUCAAAAUCAGUGCGCCCCCUCCCUUUUUAUUUGGUUUAAAUACACAUGUACCUAGUUUA
Molecule: messenger RNA, 1350 nt
Organism: Frankliniella occidentalis (western flower thrips)
Lineage: Eukaryota; Metazoa; Arthropoda; Insecta; Thysanoptera; Thripidae
Exons: 2
Coding region: 411-953 (180 amino acids)
Source: RefSeq, a predicted model, not a curated record